Molecule: messenger RNA, 3691 nt
Organism: Cetraspora pellucida
Lineage: Eukaryota; Fungi; Glomeromycota; Glomeromycetes; Diversisporales; Gigasporaceae
Source: the annotation of a GenBank genome assembly
AUGAAUUCUCAAUUUAGAAGGUUAAAAAAUGAUAGAUCACAACAACACAUGGCAAGACUUUGCCAAGAUCAGAAUUAUGUUAGGAAAUCUAAUUUAUUACAAACUGAAUUUUGCAAUAAGAUUAAACCUAAUGAAUUAUGCGAAUUACCAUGUGCAGCUUGCUCUGGACUUUAUUGUUAUAAAAACUAUAAAGAAAUUUCAGUAAAUAAUAUUGAUCUUUCUCUACUUAAAGCUCUGAUUGAUUUUCUUGACCCAUUCUUUGAAAUUGAUUUUAAUUAUAAACAUCCUUAUAUUGAUAAUAGAUUAACCAUUCCAAAACAAAUCCUCAUUUCACCUGAAUAUUCAUAUAUGAAUCUUAUUCAACUAACAAAAAAAAAGUAUACACAUUAUAAACUUAAGGGUCAUAUUAUAACAUUUUCACAAAAUCCAAAAUUGUUAAUGAAUAUAUUACCUUUGCCUAUGUAUCGGCUUACUGACUAUUUAAAAGUAGUUUUUAUUGGAACACUUCAAUGGCUUUUUGAACAUAAUAAAUUAUUUAAAGAUAAAUUUAUCAUUGAUACAAAUUCUUUAAAUGUUCUACCUGAAGAAGAUAUUCCUGAACCCUUGCUUAUAACUACUACUGUUAUAAAUAUCACUUCUCAUGAAAUGAAGCAUUAUACAGACUAUGCUUUAAAUGAUUUGUUAGAUGAAAACUGUUCAGAUAACAAUAGUGAUAAUAACAAUCAAGAUUUGUUUGAAUGCAAUAACCAGGUUUUUAAAAACUUUAUUAAUAAUAAUUCUAUUAAUAGCACAAGUGAACUUAGACCAUCUGGAAUAUUGCAUGUUGAUAAUUCUAAUAAACAUGUGUCUUCAGAGCAAAAUAAAAAAUCAGUAAAUAUAUCUACGCAAUCACAUGUUAUUUGUGUACCUUAUAUUGGAGGUCAUGAAGGUAGAUCAACAUGUGUAACAUUAAAAAAAUAUGCUAAUCACCUAAUGCAUUAUCAUGAUCCAAAAUUUUGGCAAUACAGAUCAUUUCAAUUUGUUCUUUUUAAUGUUCUACAGCAUCGAGAACUACAAGAUAUAAAACAGUCUAUUGACCAAAUACAAAACAAUCAAAAGAUAUCUCACUUUGCAAUUAAUGAGCUUCUCAGAAAUAUAAAUGCCACUGGAUCAAAAUUAAUAGCUUCUCAUCAAUCAUGUGCUCCUAACCUUCAUAGCCCAAUCAUCAUGAUGUAUGCUGGAAAUGAAAUAGAUAUUGAAAAACUUACUUCUGAUAAUUUUCCUAAAGCAACUGAAAGGUCUUGUCUUGCACAUCUUGAUUCUUCUGCUGUUGCAAAGUAUUUUAAUAUGGUUACAGAAUUAAUUAUAAAUACACUAUUUGCUUAUAAUAAAGAAAAUGGUGGCAUAUUCAGUGCAAUGAAGAAUUAUUAUUGUGUUGUAGAAUAUCAGGAUCACAGCACUUCUUAUUGUCACAUGCUUGUUUGGCUAUAUGAAGCACUUAAUCCGAUCAUUUUAUGUAAUAAAAUUAAAGAAGAUAUUGAAUUCCAAGAUAUUAGCUAUUUGCUUCCAGAAGGUGAAGUUUUAACAAAUAAAAUGCUUGAAGCUAAAUAUGCUGUACUGAAAACAAUUAUUCAAAAACGAAUGCAUCUAUUCUUUAUGCCUAUACCUGAUCUCAAAUCUCCUAAUUUUGAAGAAAAUUUUCAACAAGACUUACUUGAUAUUGCUAAACAUAUGCUUUUUCAUUGCUUAAAUCCUUCAAGAAUAAUCUUUCCUGAUCAAGGCAUUAUUGCUGUUCAAUAUAAUAAUGCUUUUAUCAAUAAUCAUAAUCCCUACAAAACUGCUGCUUGUAGAAGCAAUAAUGAUAUUAAAUUUAUUGCAACACAUAAAUUAGCUCUAGCAUAUGUUUACUAUAUAACUGAUUAUAUUACUAAAUCUGAUCUCACUCAAGCAUCAGAUAAAACAUCAAUAGAUAUUGUAAAUAGAUCUCACAAGCUUGUGACAAAAUGCCUUAAUAAGAUAGUAGGCCAAACUGAACUUACGAGUCCACAAGUAUCUGCCUACUUACUAGGCAUUAAUGAUCAUUAUACCCCAAACACGUUUGUAUCAUUACAUCUUCAAUCUUUUGAAGAUUAUCUUAUGAUGGAAUGGAAAAAGCAUAUUCAAAAUUUUAAUAAAGACUUAGAUGAAUUUAAUGAUUGUUCUGAUACUAAUUAUGAUCAAAAUAACCAAUAUUAUAAAAAUGAAUCAUUUAUGAUAACAUUUUUUAAUAAUAAUUUAACUGCAAUAAAUCUUCAUGUUAAUUAUCAAUUUAGAGUGCAUAGAAGGAAAGGAACUGAAAGAGUAGUUGUUUUAUGUAAUAAGAGAGUCUCUAAAAUAACUGAUAUAGAAAACACAGAGUGUUAUGCAUGUCAAACUUUUUUAGAUGGAUUAGCGAUAUCACCAUGUAUAAAAUCUAUAAUUUCAAAUAUUGAACUACUACAUAAGUGUUCAGAAGAGACUGCACUGAAUCGUGAGUUACGAAAAAGUGCCUUAGAUAAUUCAAUUCUUGUGAAAGCCUGUCAUAUUAACUGUGGAUAUGAUAUAAAUGAUCAGCAUCUGUUUUCUGACAUUGAUGAUGACUUACUUGAUAAUGAUACUUCAAAAAUUACACAUACAUUUGAUUCUAGUGGUAUUGGCAAAUUUAAAGUCAUCCAAGCCAUUGAUUCUUAUUUUGCAUGUACUUUACAAUGUCAUACUCUUUAUAUAUUAGCACCUACUAGAAUUGCUGCCGCCAAUGUCUAUAGAAAUACUAUUCAUUCAGCAUGUGGGUUUGAAUAUGUUAUCUUAGAAGAGAUUUCUAUGAUUGGUAAAAAUCUUUUAGUGCAAUUUCAUGCUUUUAUAAAAAAAUUAAAAACUACUGAUAAUUCUGUCCCCUUUGCUGGAUUAAAUAUUCUAUGUGUUGGCGAUUUUAUGCAACUACUAGUGGUAUUAGAUACAGCUCUAUACAUGCUAGAUAAUAUUACCCAAAUUAAUUCACUUAACUCACAUUACUCAAAUAAUAUUAAACCUUCUUCAAUUUCCACAAAAAAAAAAAGUGCUAUAGACCCAUUAUCAAUUAACUACCACUCUGUCACUAAUACUACUGAGAAAAACCUUUGGUUAAAUGUUAAACAUGUAGUUAUUCUAAAAAAACCAAUGCAUCAGUUAGACGAUCCAUUUUAUGCUAGUAUUCUAGAAAGAAUAAAUGAAGGAAAUCUUACCAAAUUCCAAAAAUCUGCUUUAAGAUCGAAGAUUCUUGGUGAUAAUACAAUUAGUUCAAUAGAUUGGAGGGAUGCCAUUUUUCUUGUACCAAGAAAUGAUCUUUAUGUUCAGCUCAAUUUUGAUGCUACAAAAGAACAUGCUUAUUAUAACAAUCAACCACUUAUUUACUCUUACGCACAAGACUCUUAUAAUCGAAAUAUUCUUACCAGAAAUAUUCGAAAUAAAUUUUUAUCAACACCUGAUACAAAAGAUAAUGCACUAUGUGGUAUUCUUCCCUUAUCCAUUAAUAUGAAAGUGGUUAUAACUGUAAAUGUAUGUACAAAUAAUAACCUUGCUAAUAGCUCACAAGAAAUUCUUCGAGAAAUAGUAUAUGACGAUAAUUCUGUUGAAUGUUCACAUUAUAAUGAUAAUACUAUAAUAUUGAAAAGUCUACCAAAAUAUGUUAUAAUUGAACUAAUAGGCAGAACUCCUG